Messenger RNA from Rhipicephalus microplus (southern cattle tick), 990 nucleotides. RefSeq names its product ELAV-like protein 1-B. Gene Ontology annotation, molecular function: RNA binding. The record is from RefSeq and is a predicted model, not a curated record. Lineage: Eukaryota; Metazoa; Arthropoda; Arachnida; Ixodida; Ixodidae. Gene Ontology annotation, cellular component: ribonucleoprotein complex.
UCGACGGGCACGCUGGAAGAACACGAAACCAUGGAAGGUGACGGAGGCAACAAUCAAACAAACCUCAUCAUCAACUACCUUCCGCAGAACCUGACAGAUGAAGAGUUUCGGGGAAUUUUUACCAGCAUUGGUCCCAUUAGGUCUUCGAAGAUAGUGCGCCACAAGGCAUCCGGCUACAGCUAUGGCUUUGGAUUUGUCGACUAUCAGAGAGCAGGCGACGCAGCGCGGGCGGUCGAGUCGCUCAAUGGUUUUGAGCUGCAGAACAAGAAGAUCAAGGUGGCAUACGCUAGACCGAGUGGCCAGACCAUCAAGCGCGCCAACCUCUACAUUCGUGGCAUCCCCAAGCACUUCCCACCUGAGGAGGUUGAGAAACUGUUUGCAGACUUCGGCCAGCUUAUUCAGUUUCGAGUGCUGAAGGACGACGACGGACUGAGUAACAAGGGGGUGGCGUUUGCUCUGUAUGAUCUGCGUAAAAAUGCUGAGGCUGCCAUGUCAGCCCUGAAUGGCCAGACACUUCCAGGCGCCACUGAGCCGCUUCUUAUUCAGUUCACUGUAGACAGGACCAAGAAGCUGCGACCUCCUGGGGGUCGGGGACCCCAUGGUCAGAAGACCGGGCCCUCGAGCACCAGUUGCGGAGGCCCCGUGUGCGGCGCUCAUGAUUGUUACUGUUACAGCCCAUCGACGGGCUUCCACCAGUACCCGACGGAAGACAUGGAUUUCGCUCCCAUAGCAGCCGACGCAGCUGGACAUGUACUCUUUGUCUACAACAUUGAUACCGAUACAGACGAAACUUCGCUGUGGCAACUUUUCACCCAGUAUGGCAUGGUGACCAGUGUGAACAUCAUCCGAGACAGAGCCGUGGGCCUCUCUAAAAAUUUUGGUUUCGUUACCAUGGCCAACUACCUGGACUGUGUGCGGGCCAUCGAGGCUUUAAAUGGUUUAUACUACACGGGCCGACCACUGCAAGUCUCCUUGAAGCAACCCAACUAG